AAACAAUGUAUCAACCGUUAAUAGAUAAUACACAAGAUACGGUAGAAGCAGAAAAGAAGCUUGUUCGAAAGUUGGAUACAAGGCUUUUGCCCUUUUUAAGUUUUAUGUAUCUUUUUUCUUCUUUAGAUAGAUCCAGCUUAGGCAAUGCUGUACUUGAUCAUUUUGAACAAGAUGUUGGUAUUACACCUGAUCAAUUCAAUUCCUGUGUCACCAUAUUUUAUGUUGGCUUCUUGUUAUUUCAAAUACCAAGCAACAUUCUAUUAAAGCGAUUUACUGCAAGACGAUGGCUGCCUUUGUUAAUGAUAUGCUGGGGAACAAUGGCCAUUCUUCAUGCAACAGUCAAAAGCUAUGCUGAAUUAAUGACCUUGCGUUUCUUUCUUGGUUUCUUUGAAGCUGGGUUCUUUCCUGGUGUUGUUUAUUUUUUGACCUUGUUCUAUAAGAAGAGUGAGAUGGCAACCCGUAUUGCUUUAUUUUGGGGAUCCACAGUAGCUGCUCAUGCCUAUGCGGGUGUACUUGCUUAUGGUAUUUUACAGUUGAGAGGAUCAGGUGGAUUAGCAGGUUGGCAAUGGUUGUUUUUAAUUGAAGGAAUACCUACUGUGAUUGUGGCCUGUAUUGCAUUUUUCUAUUUGCCUGAAUCACCUGCUACAUGGUCUGUCUUUACGGAGCAAGAGCAACAAUUGGCUAUCAGUCGAUUAGAGGAUGGUAUUUCUCAUCAUAUCACUUUAGGUGAUUUGAAUGCUACGAAUAAGAAGCAAGCAUUGAAAGCACUCACAGACUGGAAAGUAUGGAUGUAUAUGAUCAUGUUCUUCUGUGGAAGUGUACCGAACACAAGUAUCUCAAAUUUUUUACCUUCUAUUGUCAAGGGCAUGGGAUAUGACGAUAAGCUUUCUGCUAAUUUGAUGUCAGCUCCUCCUUAUGUGGGUGCUGUAUUUGUGAUGAUACUGGCUGCCUAUUCUUCUGAUCGCAAAAAGGAUCGUGCUUAUCAUGCUAUUGCAGGUGCUUCUAUCUGCAUGGCUGGCUAUAUUAUCCUGACUGUCUGUACUGAACGAGCUGCUUUAUAUACAGGUGUCUGUAUUGCAGUAGCUGGUAUUUUUGUCAUUAAUCCUAUUGUCAAUGCUUGGCUAACAAGUAAUAUUGCACCCAAUAUGAAGAAAGGCGUGGCUACUGCUAUGGCUGUGUCUGCUAAUAAUUCAGCUGGUCUACUUGGCUCCAAUAUUUAUCGUCAUUCAGACGCACCUCGUUACUUACGUGGUCAUUUAAUCAACUUGAUCUUUAUCUCUCUCUUUGUUAUAUUGACUAUCACUCAAAGAUAUCUUUUAGACAGAGUCAAUCAAGAGAGAAGACAAACAAUUGAGAAAUUAACAGUAGAUGAAUUAGCAGAAUUACAAGAAGAUGAUACACGCAUAGGUGAUGAAUCACUUGAAUUUGAAUAUAGGCUUUAAUAAACUAUUCCAAAACUGAAUUAGUGCUGAGUGUGCACAAUGGAUCACAAAGUAGUUAAGUAUAUCGAAACUGAA
Gilbertella persicaria is the source of this 1517-nucleotide messenger RNA. RefSeq names its product major facilitator superfamily domain-containing protein. Gene Ontology annotation, biological process: transmembrane transport. Gene Ontology annotation, cellular component: membrane. Bases 6 to 1442 code for a protein of 478 amino acids. Lineage: Eukaryota; Fungi; Mucoromycota; Mucoromycetes; Mucorales; Choanephoraceae. The record is from RefSeq and is a predicted model, not a curated record. The transcript is spliced from 11 exons. Gene Ontology annotation, molecular function: transmembrane transporter activity.